AUGGAGAAGGUGGAAUCAGAAGUUUUCGAUCUGGAGAGUCGGCUAGAAAAGCUGCUUAAGCUCUGCGCUCACACCGUGGAUGGCGGGCGGCAGUACUGCUCCUCCAACCGACUGUUUGUCUCUGCUCUGAGGGAUCUAUCCUCCCACUCACAGGAAGACUCCAUGUUGAAGGAUUGUCUGGAGAAGUUCUCUGAGGGUUUGGAUAGGAUCCUCGACAAUCACCUGGAACUCUUGGACUCCAUCCAGCAAAGCUUCAAACAGAAACUGCAGCAUCUGCUCAAAGAAGAUGUGCGAUCAUUUCGAGACAGUCGCAAGGAGUUAGAGCGCUGCAGGGAGGGAUUAGAUAGCGCUCUCAACCACAAUGCAGAAAUGACCCGGAAGAAGGCCCAGGAGGUACAGGAGGCCUCAAAUACGGUCCAGACGUCUCGUAAAGCCUUCAGGGAACGAGUUCUGGACUACACACUGCAGAUCAAUGUCAUCCAAGGGAAGAAGAAAUUUGACAUUCUGGAGUUUAUGCUACAACUGAUCGAUGCCCAGGCCUGUUUUCUGGCACAGAGUCACUCUGUUCUCCAGAACCUCGAUGACUAUCGUAAGGGCCUCGCUGCUCAGGUCCAUCAGAAAGUGCUUGAAGGAGCUCGUGAGCAGAGGGACCUGGAGCAGAAGCUGAUCAGCAUGAAACACAAGGACAUUUCUGAAGAAGACGCAGUACACCAAGGAGAUGGGGAGACCUCCGCGGCGGUGAUUGAAGGGUAUCUCUACAAGAGAGCUAGUAAUACCUUCAAGACCUGGAGCCGUCGCUGGUUUUCUAUACAAAAUAACCAACUGGUUUAUCAGAAGAAAGUGGCAGAGCAGAAAGUAGUGAUUAUGGAUCUACGGCUCUGUGCGGUGAAGUUAUGUCCUGAUGCCGACAGAAGAUUCUGCUUUGAAGUUGUUUCUCCAUCAAAGUCGUGCAUGCUCCAGGCGGAGUCGGAACGUGUUUUGGAGUUGUGGGUCAGUGCUGUCCAGAGGAGCAUCACCUCAGCCUACACUGAGAGCAAGCGGGACAGCGGGAGCCUUCGAUUGUCCCGUUCUCCAGCUGAGUGUCCAGUGCAGCAGAAGGGUACUGCCAUAUGUGUCCAGGACAUGGUGCUGAGGGUGGCAGGGAAUGCCGUGUGUUGUGACUGCCGUGCCGCAGAGCCUGAGUGGGCAAGCAUCAACCUCGGGGUGACCCUGUGCAUUGAGUGCAGUGGGAUUCACAGAAGCCUUGGUGUCCACUUCUCAAAGGUCCGCUCACUCACCCUAGAUUCGUGGGAGCCAGAGCUGGUGAAG
This is a messenger RNA of Hyla sarda, 1308 nucleotides long. RefSeq names its product arf-GAP with coiled-coil, ANK repeat and PH domain-containing protein 1-like. The record is from RefSeq and is a predicted model, not a curated record. Gene Ontology annotation, molecular function: protein binding; GTPase activator activity. NCBI's taxonomy places the organism in Eukaryota, Metazoa, Chordata, Amphibia, Anura, Hylidae. Gene Ontology annotation, cellular component: cytoplasm.